GCGGAGCCUCAGAAUAAAACCGUUAUGAUGUAAAGAUUAUUUUAUAUUAUGUGUAUUAUACAGUUAUAAAUAGUGUGUUUCUAUCAGUGACGUGGGCCAAGGCGGCGCUCUAAAAUGAUGAGAAAUGCUCAGAGGAUGUGGAAGUGCCUCAAUAAGAUCAUCCUGAGCCUGGAGCACCAGCAUUCAGCAUUCAGGAGGAGACGCAUAUGACAAAGCACCGCUGAUGUUCCUACAGCAUCCUCACUGCUAAUGUGUGGAUCUAUACAGCAGAACAUACACACUUCUAGAAACAUGACGGGCUGAAUCCAGUGUCUGAUGUGACCUGGAGUGAGUGUAGUUUCUUCUUUCCCUCGCAGUGAACAGAGGAGUCUUGUGUUUCUCUCAGAGCACCUGCAUCAACACCUGCGCUCUGCUCCGAUCGGCUCUGGAUGAAGAGGAAAAAUAAUCAGUUCACCAGGAAUAAUCCCAUCCUCAUGGAUUAAACUCUUCAGGAGAGGAUUUGACUUUGGUUUUUCAGGCCCGGGUUUCUUCAGCAUGUGCAGCGUUGACUUGGGCCCGCUGAUGGAGAUCAUAGAGGUGAGAGACGAAUGGCUGGACGAUGAUUUUCCCAGGCCACUUCCUACGGAGGGUGACAUGGACUCUUCCUGCGCCCUCAACGAGGGGAGAACCUCUCCCCCAAACUCUCUGCUCAUUGGUGGAGCCGGAGGGGGUGGAGCUCACCGCAAGCGGCGCACGCUGGUGGCCCCGAAUAUGAACUUGUCGUUGGACCAGAGCGAAGGGUCCCUGCUCUCCGAUGACUUCCUGGAUACGCCUGACGAUCUGGAUAUUAAUGUGGAUGAUAUCGAGACGCCCGAUGAGACAGACUCGCUGGAGUUCAUCACCAACGGCAACGACCUGGAGUGGGAGGAUGACACACCCGUCGCCUCGGCCAAAGCGCCCCCUGCUGACAGUGACGCUGAUGGAGCAGGUGUGGACGGGACGGGUGUCAACGGCCGUUUAUGGAGGACCGUGAUCAUCGGCGAACAGGAACAUCGGAUCGACAUGCAGGUCAUACGACCCUAUCUGCGGGUCAUAUCUCAUGGAGGCUACUAUGACGAGGGCUUGAACGCCAUCAUUGUGUUCACGGCGUGCUACCUUCCUGACAGCAGCUGCCCAGAUUACCAUUACCUGAUGGAAAACCUCUUUCUGUAUGUGGUGAGCAGUCUGGAGAUGCUGGUGGCGGAGGAUUACCUGAUCAUAUACAUGAACGGAGGAACGCCGCGGAGCAAGAUGCCCGGCAUCAGCUGGCUAAAGAAGUGCUAUCAGAUGAUCCACAGAAGACUGAGGAAAAACCUGAAAUCUCUGAUCAUCACUCAUCCGUCCUGGUUCAUCCGGACAGUCGUUGCGAUUUCCAAACCUUUCAUCAGUGUGAAGUUCAUGAAUAAGAUCCGUUAUGUGCACAGUCUGGAAGAACUGGAAAAGAUUGUUCCUAUGGAUCAUAUCCAGAUCCCAGAGUGUGUCUUACAAUUUGACGAGGAAAGAAUGAAUGCUAGAAAAGAGAGAAUGGAGCGGGAACAGAAAGAGCAGCAUCAUCAAGAACAGCAACAGAAGCCCGUCAAUCAAAACGCAUCAUUGUCCCAUGACUGAUUCAUAAAAGAACCAAACCGCUCUCUGGACAACUGGAGACUGAAGAACCAGGACUGUGAGUGGACGAACUUGAAUGUUUUUGUUGCUGAUCUUGGGCCAUUUUUCAAAUUCCCAAAUUAUGUAUUAAUACACAUAUCAGACGACUCAAAACUGGUCUCAGAUCAGCAACAAAGUGGAAACUUUAAUCGAACGUUGGCAGGUGAGAAGGUCAGCUGCUCUCACUUUCGUCCUCAAAGGCACAAUUUUAAAAAAGCAUUUAGAAAUCCACCAACAGGUGGCACUACGCACAGAGAACCAUCACUGUUUGGUACCAGGAUGUACCAUCAUGCACUGUAGCCUCCUUGCUGUUAUUGCUUUUUUCAACUGGCUGUUCCCUGCUUGCUGACCUUGGAGACCGUCAUGAGAGCUGCCUUUAAUAGACGGGUGCGUCCGCAUUUCGAUUUCCAAGCAGCUCUGUGCUUCUGUGUGUAUGAACCCAAAUCAGAUCUAACUUUCCUCCACUUCGCUGAUUAUGUUUGCCUGGAAUCCUUUCUCGGAUGCUUUUGAAUCUUUUAACCUCUUCCAUCUUGUUUAAUGACCAGCUUCGUAAACAAUAAGUGCCAGUCAUCUCUGAAAACAUUUUGACAUCAGCUGUACUUUUAUGUCGCCUUAUGUUUGCUCUGCAAAUGAUUCAAAAUUAAACAUUCUGCUAUAUGUAUGACUAAA
Molecule: messenger RNA, 2331 nt
Organism: Carassius carassius (crucian carp)
Lineage: Eukaryota; Metazoa; Chordata; Actinopteri; Cypriniformes; Cyprinidae
Product: caytaxin-like
Exons: 12
Coding region: 535-1626 (363 amino acids)
Biological process (GO): apoptotic process
Cellular component (GO): cytoplasm
Source: RefSeq, a predicted model, not a curated record